AUGAACAUCAAUGAAGCUCGAGAGACAACCUCAUUGUCCUCGAUCCUGAGAUCAGCUAGUUGUCAUUCUCAGCCUAGGGGAUCCCGUCGAAACCCCUCACCACCGCCUGGCCCUUUUGAACGAAUUGUGCACUGUGACGGCUCUUUUGUUUCGGAGUCUCAGUUGGCGGCUUGUGGGACUACCAUUGCUGAUGCCCACGGUCAGGUGAUUGACGGCAAGGCGGAGAGAUUCUAUUGUUCCUACCCGAUUCAGGCAGAAGCAUUUGCUAUUCUGGGUGCUGUGGUGUUGGUGGCCCAAGAGUCCUAUCCGACGUGUAUCAAAAGCGACUGCCAACGCUUGAUUGUGGCUCUUACUCAAGACCCCUGCGAUUGGCCUUGGCAAUGUCGUGCGACCCUGGCCCGGAUUGUGUCUCUUCUUCAGGGGGCUCCUUGGAUCAAGUUGUCCUUCGUUCCUCGGCGAUUUAAUUCUCUUGCGGAUUGGGUCGCUAGGAAUGCCCGACUUGAUCUCUUACCACAGGAUUGGAUUGUCAUUGCAAAUUUGAUUUCGCCCUUGUUGUAA
Molecule: messenger RNA, 558 nt
Organism: Linum tenue
Lineage: Eukaryota; Viridiplantae; Streptophyta; Magnoliopsida; Malpighiales; Linaceae
Source: the annotation of a GenBank genome assembly